CAAACCAGGAAAUAUGUCAGUCGUUCAUUCCACCAACAAAAAGAAUGUUACCAAGAUCCAACCAGUUUCACCGGUAAACACUUGUGACCGACCAUCCACGCAGCAUGUCAACACUAUGAAUCAUAAAACUUCUGCUUCGUCUGUCCCAAUAGUCGUUAUUGAAUCCUUCAAACAUUGUUUUGCUUGCAAAAAGUUUAUCGGAAACAUGGUCGACAUCUAUAUAUACAUGGAUAUGGCCUUCUGCAGCAACGAAUGUAGAAGCAAGGAAAUGGAUAAAGUCCCCGAAAAAAUGCCCAAGAAACAUGUGACGGUGAACAUGAGAAAGAGAAGUCGUAAGGACAAGGCACCAAAAAGGGCUGCCAUUGCAUAACUUGAUGCAUGAUUCUUCUAUUCUCAACAGUGGAAGAAAAUGAUUUUCGUGUCAAGAUGAUAUUAUUGUAAUUUUGCUAUUUAGGGUUUCAUUCUCUUACAACAAAUUAAAUAUGACGAAAUAAUUAGAUUAU
This is a messenger RNA of Helianthus annuus (common sunflower), 503 nucleotides long. Its product is annotated as FCS-Like Zinc finger 2-like. The coding region runs from base 14 to 370 and encodes 118 amino acids. The transcript is spliced from 2 exons. Lineage: Eukaryota; Viridiplantae; Streptophyta; Magnoliopsida; Asterales; Asteraceae. The record is from RefSeq and is a predicted model, not a curated record.